AUGUUCUCCAACUCUACUAACUUCUUCGGCACAUCCUCCAUAUUAAGUCAACAGUCCUCAUUUCGUGAUAACGAACGUCAUCGCGCAAAACAGCUGAGCAUGAGAAAAGAAUCGGUUGCCGUCGGACCUAAAGCAAACAUCACUCCUCAUCAAUACACUUCCGAUCCAACACUGGCCUGGGAAAUGUUGAAAGAAAAACGACCAGUGAAACCUGUUCGCCAGAUGAAACUUGACACUCCCGUAAAACCAGAUCACAUUCGAUUCGUAUGCAUAGGUUGUACUCAUGGAUUGAAAAUAGAUCCAUCACGAGUUCCACCAGGUGACGUAUUGCUCGUCGCCGGGGAUUUCACCAGUUGUGGUUUACCGAAGGAAGUACAAUAUUUCAACAAAAGUCUUGGUCAACUGAAACACGCAUACAAAGUUGUUAUCGCCGGGAAUCACGAGUGCACCUUUGACGACUCAUUCCUGAAAGCUUCAAAUCGUGAGGUUGAAGCGAAGGAAAUUGCACUGAAACAAGCCUUACAAGCAUCCUUAGCCUCAUCAAAAGUGACUUCACCAAAAUCACUUCUCACUAACGCGAUCUACCUCGAAGAUUCAGUGAUUGAGCUGUUCGGAAUUAUCAUAUACGGUACUCCAUGGCAACCUCGUGUAGAUAACUGGGCUUUCAACUUAUCCAGAGGGCAACCGUUGCUCGACAAAUGGAACAACAUACCGGCCGGUGUAGAUGUACUUCUCACUCAUUCACCUCCACUCGGACAUGGUGAUCAGAUGCUUGAUGGGCAACGAAUGGGUUGUGUGGAGUUGCUGAAUUCCGUAUGCAAGCGAAUCAAACCCAAAUAUCACGUUUUCUCGCAUAUUCAUGAAGGUUACGGGUGUACUUCUGAUGGUUACACAAAGUUUAUAAACUGUUGUAUAUGUAAUGAAAACCUGGAACUAACUAACUCUCCCAUAAUAUUCGAUAUGCCAGUACAUCCUCAUACAAAACAAUUCUAUCUGCAAAAUGUGAAGAAAAUAAUGAAGCGAUAUCAUCGAUCCGAGAAAAAAUGA
Molecule: messenger RNA, 1047 nt
Organism: Necator americanus (New World hookworm)
Lineage: Eukaryota; Metazoa; Nematoda; Chromadorea; Rhabditida; Ancylostomatidae
Exons: 9
Coding region: 1-1047 (348 amino acids)
Molecular function (GO): hydrolase activity
Source: RefSeq, a predicted model, not a curated record